Messenger RNA from Lemur catta (Ring-tailed lemur), 685 nucleotides. Its product is annotated as keratin-associated protein 4-12-like. NCBI's taxonomy places the organism in Eukaryota, Metazoa, Chordata, Mammalia, Primates, Lemuridae. The coding region runs from base 59 to 676 and encodes 205 amino acids. Gene Ontology annotation, cellular component: keratin filament. The record is from RefSeq and is a predicted model, not a curated record. The transcript has a single exon.
CAAACCCAACAUCUUCACUCUCCUAGAAACCCACCCAGAACCUCCACCCUCUGACACCAUGGUCAGCUCCUGUUGUGGCUCCGUCUGCUCUGACCAGGGCUGUGGCCAGGAGACCUGCUGCCAACCCAGCUGCUGCCAGACCACCUGCUGCAGGACCACCUGCUGCCGCCCCAGCUGUUGUGUGUCCAGCUGCUGCAGGCCCCAGUGCUGCCAGCCUGUGUGCUGCCAGCCCACCUGCUGCCGCCCCAGCUGCUGCCAGACCACCUGCUGCAGGACCACCUGCUGCCGCCCCAGCUGUUGCAUCUCCAGCUGCUGCAGGCCCCAGUGCUGCCAAUCUGUGUGCUGCCAGCCCACCUGCUGCCACCCCAGCUGCUGCCAGACCACCUGCUGCAAGACCACCUGCUGCCGCCCCAGCUGCUGUGUGUCCAGCUGCUGCAGGCCCCAGUGCUGCCAAUCUGUGUGCUGCCAGCCCACCUGCUGCCGCCCCAGCUGCUCUGUGUCCAGCUGCUACCAGCCCCAGUGCUGCCAGCCCACCUGCUGCCGCCCCUGCUGCCGCCCCUGCUGCUGCCUGCGUCCAGUCUGUGGCCGAGUCUCCUGCCACACCACUUGCUAUCGGCCAACCUGUGUCAUCUCCACCUGCCCCCGCCCCCUGUGCUGCACCUCCUCUUGCUGCUGAGCCAGCUGC